Molecule: messenger RNA, 2236 nt
Organism: Stegastes partitus (bicolor damselfish)
Lineage: Eukaryota; Metazoa; Chordata; Actinopteri; Pomacentridae
Gene: ntan1
Product: N-terminal asparagine amidase
Exons: 10
Coding region: 135-1058 (307 amino acids)
Biological process (GO): ubiquitin-dependent protein catabolic process
Cellular component (GO): nucleus
Molecular function (GO): protein-N-terminal asparagine amidohydrolase activity
Source: RefSeq, a predicted model, not a curated record
UUGAAGUCGACGGAUGAACCCGAUGGGCUACCCUGUGCAUUAUGAGAUCAUAGGCGAUACAAAUAUAAAGUUAGUGGGCUUUAUAGUAGUAGCAUGAUAACUCGCUGAUUUUAAAGUGGACUUCGCGUCAGGAAAUGCCUUUGUUAAUUCAGAAUAGAGGACUUGACCGCUUAAGCUCGACAGCGGAACUGUUCGACAAAAACCCACAUUUACAGGAAAAUGCAAGAACAUUUCGCUCCAAGCCACUUGUUGAUGUCGAUCCAAAGUGCCUCCUGUACGUCCAACAAAGAGAGUUUGCUGCAACGACACCAGCAGAUAAUUGUGUGUCGGUCAUUGGAUCAGAUGAUGCCACCACCUGCCAUUUGGUUGUGCUGCGACACACCGGAAGUGGAGCAGUUUGCCUCGCUCACUGCGAUGGUUCCAGCACUUGGUCUGAAGUCCCGCUCCUUGUGAAAGCUGUCACAUCUCUGAGUAACGUCUGUAAGGAGGGCAGACUUGAGCUCCAUCUUGUCGGGGGAUUUAACGAUGAUUCAAAAACAUCCCACAAACUCAGCCUUAACAUACUGGCUGCCUUCCACAAACAGAAAGAGGAUAUUCAUCUGGAAACAUGCUGCAUCACAGAAAUGAACGACAUUGUUGUUAAUGGAAGACACAAACCUGUAUUAUAUGGAAUAGGUGUAAAUGUUAAAACAGGAGAAGUGUUUCCUGCCUCAUUCACCUACAAAGGGCCUGCAGAGGAGCUGCGAGCAGCACGGACCUUCACAGGUGGACAGAUGGCUGACAUAUACGAUUCAUGUAAAGGACUCGUUAAAAUCGGCCCGUGCAAGUGGUCUCCUAAUCUGGAUAUUGCCUUCUGGUUGUCACAAAAUGAUGACACAAUUUUAAAGUACCUGUCCACCUCUCCGAUGGCUGAGCCACCACACUUUGUCCAACACAUGAAAUCCACCAUCCAGUUUCUUUUGGAACACCCCGACUCUGACAGCCUGUUCCCAGGGGGUCAGCCACAGCUCUACCACCGGAGUGAGAAGGAACACUGGGAGAGGGUCAGCCAGUCAUAGAGGCCAGCCUCCCUCUGAACCUUAACAUGGGACGUGACUAUUUAUGCCUCUCAGCUCAAUGGAUGCACUGUGACCCCUCUCACCCUUUGUUUUUCGUUCAUUUUGUCUUAACACUAACCUUUGACUGGACCUAUCAACAUUUGAAUAGCUCUCCUGACUCAUCUGGCUGGUCCAGUAGAGGGAACAGAGGAGGUGAUUGUGUUUAUGCCUCUAACAGAUCAUUUCCACUCUUAUGAGGUGGCAUAAAGUCUGCACUGUACACCACCUGCUGUGUUGGAGUAAGUUGAGGUUGAAGUCCUUCUCAGUUUUGUCUUACUGUAUGUUCAGUUAAAUAUAUAUAUAUAUAUAUAUAUAUAUAUAUAUAUAUAUUUAGCCCACAAAGGACAGCUGGUUUUCCAAAGUUCACUGUUUACUUAUAGUGUUAAAUUAACUUGACAUUUGAUUGUCAUUUAUUGUGUUGCCAGAAAAUCUGAAAAGGGGAAUCAUGUAAGCAGUAAAUAUGAUGUUGUGAAUAAGAGCAAAGAAUUCUAUGAAUUACAGAAAAACAUUUCCUAUACAUUACCAGAUGAUAAUAUAGCUUGAAAAAAUACAAAUAACCUGGGUGAUUGACAGAUAGACUGUUGGAAAGUAAUCUAUAAACAUAUGCUUUGGAAAUCUAUGCAUGGUCUGUAGUUUAUGGGCUACAACUUGUACAUUAAAACAUCUGUAUUGCUCUUAUGCAUCUAGCUUGACCUACUGGUGAGGAAAUGUUCCAGGUGGGGAAACUACUGCAGCAACAAAAAAAAAAUUAUUUUGGCACUUUGUUUAAAACAGAAUACAAAUUCUACGAUGUUGACUCGCAAAACAAAGUUUAUUUUUCUCUACAAAUGCACCUUCCUAAUGAGAGUGGAAUAUGAUACUCUACAUACUGCUGUACACUUGGCUAUGAAUGUGUAUGUUUUAGGAACUGCAUGUGUAUCGUAAUCUCCAGCAAGGGGUGACAUGGUUUUUUGCUGAAUGCAACAAAAUAGGAUUUUACCAGUGUUACCUAUUUUGAACCAGUUAAAAUUAAAUAAAUGGCCUUUUCAUCAGUUGUGUUACAUGAGAGGUUGUAAGGUGCUCAAAGCAUCCAGUUUAACUUGUCACAACUUGUGAACAAAAUGUACCUGUUACUAAAUAAAUGUCAAUGAUCAAAUCUG